UGCAAUUUUGUUUUCUAUGUGGAGAGCCAAAAAGUCUCCUAAGUCUUCACGUCACCCUCUCUUCUCUUCUCGAUCUCUGCACCCUCUUUCUAUAAGUACUCUUCACAUCCACCAAUACCAAUACAGUACCAAGACUCGAGACAGAUUUGAUUCGAUUCCAUUCCAUUUUACUCUGAAUUUGACUAUUACGAUCAACCAAUCUUGUUGUUCCUAGCCAUGAGUCUUCUUGCAGAUCUCGUUAACCUGAACCUCUCAGAGACCACUGACAAAAUCAUUGCUGAAUACAUAUGGGUUGGAGGUUCUGGAAUGGAUAUGAGAAGCAAAGCCAGGACUCUCCCUGGACCAGUGAGUGACCCUUCGAAGCUACCAAAGUGGAACUAUGAUGGUUCAAGCACAGGACAAGCUCCUGGGGAAGACAGUGAAGUCAUCUUAUACCCUCAAGCCAUAUUCAAAGAUCCUUUCCGUAGAGGCAAUAAUAUUCUUGUCAUGUGUGAUGCUUACACUCCCGCGGGUGAACCAAUCCCGACAAACAAAAGACACGCUGCAGCUAAGGUCUUUAGCCACCCUGAUGUUGUAGCUGAAGUGCCAUGGUAUGGUAUUGAGCAAGAGUACACUUUACUUCAGAAAGAAGUUAAUUGGCCUGUUGGUUGGCCUAUUGGUGGCUUUCCUGGCCCUCAGGGACCUUACUAUUGUGGUGUUGGAGCAGACAAAUCUUUUGGUAGAGAUAUUGUUGAUUCUCACUACAAGGCCUGCUUAUACGCUGGAAUCAACAUUAGUGGUAUCAAUGGAGAAGUCAUGCCUGGUCAGUGGGAGUUCCAAGUCGGUCCAGCUAUUGGUAUCUCGGCCGCAGAUGAAAUCUGGGUCGCUCGUUACAUUUUGGAAAGGAUCACAGAGAUUGCUGGUGUGGUGGUAUCUUUUGACCCGAAACCGAUUCCCGGUGACUGGAACGGUGCUGGUGCUCACUGCAAUUACAGUACCAAGUCAAUGAGGGAAGAUGGUGGUUACGAGAUUAUCAAGAAGGCAAUCGAUAAAUUGGGACUGAGACACAAAGAACACAUUGCAGCUUACGGUGAAGGCAAUGAGCGUCGUCUUACUGGUCACCACGAGACUGCUGACAUCAACACUUUCCUUUGGGGUGUUGCAAACCGUGGAGCAUCGAUCCGUGUAGGACGCGACACAGAGAAAGAUGGGAAAGGAUACUUUGAGGACAGGAGGCCAGCUUCGAACAUGGAUCCUUACAUUGUCACUUCCAUGAUUGCAGAGACCACAAUCCUCUGGAAUCCUUGAUCAGAUUCAAGAAAAUCUUGAAAUUUUUCACUCAAUUGUGUUUCUUGCAAGAUUCAACGUUUGUGUGUUUCUAUUCAAGCAAUGUCUCAGAAACAAGUCAAGAUUUGCUCUGAUUUUUUUUUCUGUCGUUUAAUUAUUUGCCAUCUACUGAAAACCUUUCUUUGUAUCAUUAUGAAUAAACACUAUUUGGAAAAGGGUUGAUUCAUUUUA
This is a messenger RNA of Eutrema salsugineum, 1497 nucleotides long. Its product is annotated as glutamine synthetase cytosolic isozyme 1-1. The coding region runs from base 217 to 1287 and encodes 356 amino acids. Gene Ontology annotation, molecular function: glutamine synthetase activity. Gene Ontology annotation, cellular component: cytoplasm. The transcript is spliced from 11 exons. NCBI's taxonomy places the organism in Eukaryota, Viridiplantae, Streptophyta, Magnoliopsida, Brassicales, Brassicaceae. The record is from RefSeq and is a predicted model, not a curated record.